Messenger RNA from Zasmidium cellare ATCC 36951, 1401 nucleotides. RefSeq lists its product as uncharacterized. Bases 1 to 1401 code for a protein of 466 amino acids. The record is from RefSeq and is a predicted model, not a curated record. The transcript has 3 exons. Gene Ontology annotation, cellular component: membrane. NCBI's taxonomy places the organism in Eukaryota, Fungi, Ascomycota, Dothideomycetes, Mycosphaerellales, Mycosphaerellaceae. Gene Ontology annotation, molecular function: transmembrane transporter activity. Gene Ontology annotation, biological process: transmembrane transport.
AUGGCUCACUUCACAACACAAGUCGGCCUAGGCCAACUCCUCGCCAUCGUCCAGAUAAUCGGCGCUGACUUCGACAUCACCUCCCCUGGGAUCCUCUCCUGGCUCAGCGCAGGCUACAGCCUCACAGUCGGAACCUUCAUCCUCAUCUCCGGCCGCAUGGGCGACAUCUUCGGCUACAAGAACAUGCUCGUGAUCGGGUACGCGUGGUACGCGGUCUUCACGCUCGUGGCUGGGUGUAGCGUGUACAGCAACUAUGUGUUGUUUAUCUUCGCGAGGGUGCUGCAGGGGAUUGGGCCGAGCAUUUGUCUGCCGAAUGCGUUGGCGCUGUUGGGGAUUCUUUUUGAGCCGGGGAUGGGGAAGAAUAUGGCUUUUGCGGCUUUUGGGGCUUGUGCGCCGACGGGGUCGAUUAUGGGGUCGAUUUUCGCGGGGGUGUUUGCGCUGGCUUGGUGGCCUUGGACGUUCUGGUCGUUCGCCAUGGUGCUUGUGGCACACGCUGUUGUGACAGCUCUCACGAUCCCUGAUACCCAAGUUAGGACGAUUCAACCGAGAUCUCUCGUCGACUAUAUGAACCAUCUCGACCUCUACGCAGCAACGAUCGGGAUCACGGCAAUGAUCCUCUUCAACUUCGCCUGGAACCAGGCGCCAGUCGUUGGAUGGGACUCGCCCUAUGUCCUCGUGUGUCUCAUCCUCGCAGUGCUCCUGUUCCCAGCCUUCCUCUACCUCGAGCUUCGCGUCUCGAAAUUCCCGCUGAUCCCCUGGAGCGUCUUCAAUCGCGACAACGGCUUCGUACUGGCAUGCAUAGCGAUGGGCUGGGCCUCGUUUGGAAUCUGGGUCUACUACAUCUGGCAGAUCUUCCUCGUCUCGCGCGGCGUCUCUCCCAUCCUCGGCGCCGCCUACUUGACGCCCAUGAUUAUAUCCGGCAUCGUCGCAGCAGGGAGCACAGGCUUGCUACUUGGGAUCGUCCGUCCAGCCUGGCUUAUGGUCUUUUCGCUCUCGGCGUUUCUGGCGAGCGCUGUGCUAACGGCUACCCUCCCACCGCACCAAAUCUACUGGGCUCAGAUUUUUGUCUGCACUUUGGUGGCGACGUUUGGCAUGGAGAUGUCGUUUCCGGCGGCGACGGUGUAUCUGAGCAACUCCAUUGAGCGGGAGCACCAGGGUGUUGCGGCGAGCUUGGUCUCCACGAUCGUCAACUACAGCAUCAGCCUGGGAUUGGGCUUCGCAGGUACCGUGGAGGUGAAUGUGAGGCAUGGAGACAGUCCGAAGGAGAUUUUGCAAGGAUAUCGAGGAGCGUUGUACAUUGCGGUUGGAUUCGCCGGUAUGGGCCUUGCUACUAGUGUGGUGUUCUUGGCACACACGUACUGGGGUAGUCGGCGAGGAAGCAAAGUCGAAGCCAGCGAGUAG